Messenger RNA from Brassica oleracea var. oleracea, 408 nucleotides. RefSeq lists its product as uncharacterized. The transcript has a single exon. Bases 1 to 408 code for a protein of 135 amino acids. Lineage: Eukaryota; Viridiplantae; Streptophyta; Magnoliopsida; Brassicales; Brassicaceae. The record is from RefSeq and is a predicted model, not a curated record.
AUGAGUAGUUUCAAGCUAAGCGUGGGAGAUUUUCUUGACAAGCUAGACUCCGUUGCAUCCUCUCAAGUGAAAAUCUCCAUUUUAGAAGAUGUUUUGAAGAAGCUUGAUCAAGAGAGGAAAGAAGAUGAAAAGAUGAAUCAAGAUCCAUCUGCCGAGAGAGAAAGUGCAAUUGCUCUGCUUUCUAGCGUGCGUCACAACAUUCUCCAAACGAUAUCAUCUUCCUCCAAUCUUCAGCCACCGCCGCGAGACCUCUUUACGGCACCGUCAUCCUCCUCUCUUCAGCCACCGACGACCGACUUCUUUAGGGAGCCAUCGUCCAGUGCACAACCACCACCGACGCACUUCUUUACUACAUCUCUUAGACCUCCGUCAUUCUCCUCAUCCUCGACACCAUCAACUUUUCCAUAG